UGGCCGCGGCCGAACGCCCGGAGUGGCGGCAGUUCGGUGCGCACGCGCGCCUGGUGCUGAGGGAGAAGAACCGGGGCUGGGAUCCGAUGCAGUUUCAAGGGUGUCUGAAUGACCAGGUGAAAACUUGAUCUGAACUAGGACUUCAAGUGGAGAUGAUGCUGUCACCACUUCUUGAACCACCCCCCUUUGUGACAAAGCAAACAAUUCCUGUAUCCAGAUGCUGCACAAAUAGUGAGGAACAAUGGACUGGCCCCCAACAAAGAGUCAACAGAUGCUGGAGGAAGGUGUCCCACCUGAAGUGGAGAUGAUCUGGAAAGCUGAAGCACUCUGAAUGAACCAACAUGGGUUUGCGAGUGUUGGGCUGUCUCUUUAAUUUACCCACUGCUGUGAUCUAUGGGUCGCUGUCGCUCUUUGUUUCCAUUUUGCACAAUGUGUUCCUCCUAUAUUACGUGGACACCUUUGUUUCUGUUUACAAGAUUGAUAAACUGUCCUUUUGGAUUGGGGAGACAGUGUUUCUAAUUUGGAACAGCCUCAAUGACCCUCUCUUCGGCUGGUUGAGUGACCGGGUAUUUCUUAGCACGCAACAGUCAGGGGUGGAGAUCUCCUCACCAGAAGUCAUUCUUAAGAGACUUAAGGCACUGAGCCGCAAUGGGCCCCUUUUUGCCAUCUCUUUCCUGGCUUUCUGGGUUUCGUGGGCCCAUCCAGGUCUCCAGUUCCUCCUCUGCCUCUGCCUCUAUGACAGCUUUCUUACCAUGGUGGAUCUCAACCACAAUGCCUUGCUCGCAGACCUUGCUGUUUCUGCAAAGGACAGGACUAGCCUAAAUUUCUACUGCUCGCUUUUUAGUGCCAUCGGUUCCCUCUCUGUCUUCAUGUCCUAUGCAGUGUGGAACAAAGAAGACUUCUUUUCUUUCCGGAUAUUUUGUGUGGUGCUGGCUCUCUGCUCUGUUGCUGGGUUUACUCUGGCAACGUGGUUGCUAAGACAACGAUUUGAGACUGAAGUGAAAGUGAAAUGGGACCAAGAAUCAACUUUAAAAGAAUUGUACAUUGAGCAACCAUCUGCCCCGCUGGAGAAGAGGAUUACACUGGGCGAAUACCUCAAACAGCUGUCCCGGCACCACAACUUCCUCUGGUUCGUCUGUAUGAACCUAGUACAGGUUUUUCACUGCCACUUUAACAGCAACUUCUUCCCUCUCUUCUUGGAACACUUGCUGUCAGAUCGGAUCUCUCUCUCUACAGGAUCCUUCCUACUAGGUAUUUCCUACAUCGCCCCUCAUCUCAACAACCUCUAUUUUCUGUCUCUCUGUCAAAGAUGUGGGGUUUAUGCGGUGGUGCGAGGGCUCUUCUUCCUGAAGCUGGCUCUCAGCAUCAUCAUGCUUCUAGCUGGACCCGACCAGGUGCAUCUUCUCUGCAUCUUCAUAGCCAGUGCUCCCUGUUUCCACGUGCCGCUGAGUCAUGCCCUGUCUGCUCUGCUCCGCAGUAACCGGGUGUUCACGGAAGGAACCUGCAAGCUGCUGAACCUGGUUGUCACUGACCUGGUGGAUGAAGAUUUUGUCUUGAACCGCAGGAAGCAGGCUGCCUCGGCGCUGUUGUUUGGGAUGGUUGCCUUGGUAACCAAGCCUGGCCAGACCUUUGCCCCCCUGAUUGGCACCUGGUUGCUCUGUACUUAUACUGGUUAUGACAUUUUCCAGCGGGCCCCUCUGAGCAACGUGGUGAGCGCCCAACCGAAGCUGGCGUCCAACGCAGCCUGGGAACCAACUCUGCGCCAGGGCUGCUUUUACCUCCUCGUCUUCAUCCCCAUCACAUGUGCAUUACUGCAGCUCCUCAGCUGGUCGCAGUUCAGCCUGCAUGGAAGGCGCCUCCAGAUGGUCAAGUCCCAGCGCCAGAGCCUGACUCAGAGUCGAUCACGAGAGAUCAGAAUGAUCUAGAUGUGCCUGAGCCCUUCGGCUCUCACUGACUCUGUGCUGUGGGUGUGGUUACGCCUCUCUGCAGUCCAGGGGAUGCAGACUGAGGCGAGGGGGCUUGCUGGCUAAGAACUGAAAGUGUUUACAAUUCAACUGUGAAAUGCUCACAAUGCAGACGUUUCCUCGCUCCAGGAGGCAGUCGGUUUGGAAGGCAGGUACGUCCGAGACAGGGGUGACUGGUGUGUGCUCAGAGUGGGGGCGUUUGCUCAGGCAAUCAGAUGGAGUCUUAGCUCUUGCACUUUUUGAGGUGCUGCUGAUCUCAAGGGAGGGUGGGUGACAGUGGCAUAGCGUAAAGGAGACAGACAUUCUAACACGGUCUCUAGUGCAGUAUCUCACCCCGUGGCGCAUCAGUGGGAGAGCAGAUGCUGUUGGGCCAGCCCCGUGGUGGUUUUGUGCAGUGCUAUCCAGGAAACCUGGGCUCACGGCAGCUCUGCACUAGAAAUUUUACCAGUGUGCUAGUUAAGGGGGUGACUUGUUUUAUUUUUUUACUGCAAAAGUCCCAGUGUAGAUGCGGUUAUACCAGCAAAAUAAAGCUUUUAUGGAUAAAGCUUAUUUGGUUCAGGGAACUGGUAUAAGCCACACAAGCAAAAGCACUCUUGUGAGGCUAUAAGCUGCAUCUCCACCUAGCCUGACCUGCAGUCCUUGCUAGUGUGGACUAGGCCUUUGUCUCCUGCCCUGCUCGCGCUCCCUGGCUCAGCAGGAGCAGGUAGGUUGCAGAGGCAUUGUGGUCAUCUCCUUCGGGGAGUGGAUGCUGUUCCUCACCAGGCUCUGCAGUCAGUUAGGGGGCAGGCUUGACAUUCUCCAGCUGGAAGAAGUGGUGACUCUGGGGCAGGGCUCUGGAGUUAGAAGGGGGUAUACAGGAUGAAAAGUUGGGAUGGGGGAAUCUUCUAGGUGUUUGGGAAUUGGGAUUUGAGACUCUUCAAUGUAGCUACUCCCUGCUGCCAUAAUGCCUGACACCUAAUUCACUGCAGAGAAGUGACACAGUUCUUAGAUCAAGCCCAUUCUGUUGGGUUCAGGACAAGUCUGUUCUCCAGAAUCAUUUAACGUGAAGCAGAAUUCCUUUAGCAAGAUCAAUGCUCGUAUCGCUGCUGCAGAUGUCUCUCCUGGGACGUUGCUAAAUGUGACACUUCUUGAAGUCAUUCAACAGCCCAGAAGAAGCUGGGUGGACUUGCCCAUUGAGCUGGGAGCCCAAAUGAGGGGAACUCUCUGCUAAGAGUCCCAAUGCUAAUCGCUUUCACGCAACCCGCAGAGGCUUGUGUGAAUGUGAUGCCGGAGUCCCUGCAGUGAACGGGCAGGGUGGGGGGAGAGCCCACCUUCUCCUUUCGUGUUACUGCCUUUCAUCCGGGGGUUGCUUAUCUGCUGCUUUCUCUGCUAAAUGGCUCCUGGUUCUUGAAGCCCGUUUUUAAACAGAGUUUAGGCCCUCCUGAUGUGGGGAGGGGGCUCUAAAGCCACCCCCACCCCAAAGGGAGUUGAUACAGCAACACCAGCUUUGUUGGGGACCUGUCCACCAGCAAGACCCAGGCCCAGUGAGAUUGCUGAGCACCAUAACCCCUCCUCUUUGCAGCCUGUAAGCAAGACAGCACAGGGCCUUACCACACAAGCAUUCAUCCCUGCAGCACAAGCAAUCCCCCUGAAAUAACAGAACUGCCUCAGCCUGGAGCUGUAGGAUUGAGCUCCAUGGAACCAAACUGUACCUAGUAAGGGGAAUAGUUUUGUCUCCCCUCCCAGUCUGGGGGCAGUGGAGCCUCUAUUUUAAAUCAUCCUGACAAACCUGAUUAUGAGCCUAAGUCUGAGCCCAUCCCUCUCCACUGCUGGGGAGGGGAAGCCCAACCCUGCCCUGCUACCCAGGUUCUUCUUGUACUCCUAGUUCUUCUCUUCUACCAGUAGUGAAAUUCAGGUCCCACUGAAGUUUAUGGUAAAACUCCCACUGACUGCAGUGGGGGCAGGAUUUCACCCCAUCUGUGUAAAUAGACGUUAGUUUUGUGUCAUCAGAGAGUAUACGUGCUGAGAAUUUAGAGCAGUAUCUAAACCAGUGAGAGUGCCAGCUCUGAUGAUAAACUGCUUAGAUUUUUUUGUCUUGUCUUGUUUUAAACCAUAUCCUAGUGGUUGGUUGACUAACUCUGCAGCCAAACAGAAGUUCUGGAGCGAGAUAGCUUGAGGGGUUGAAAUGUACAGAAGACCUUGAUCACGCUGGGGUCGGAACAAGCGCACAUUUGUAGCUAGCACAGCUCUGAUCCGGGUUGCAUGCAGGGGCCGUCGAUCUGUGACAUCCCCUAACUGGUUUGUCUCAGUUUAUGCUGAGUUGGCAAAACUGGAUCAUGACCAAGAUGCAUCGUGCCAAAGCACUUUGGGAUUUGGUCUCAGUUUUGGCUGGAGGUGGAUAAGCACCCGCCUACUCUCACAGCUGCAGGAGAACAGGGAAAGUAUCGGGAGCAUGUGAAGGCCAAACUCCCCCAUCAUGUAUGUGCUGUGUAUUCAGUUAGACACCAGCCAGGUGCCCCCUUUGGGGCUUCCUCUUGUUCUGCUGUUAAAGGUGGAGCCAGCCAAACUACUGCCGUUUCACCUCAGGACCCAGCCGCCUCGGGUCUCAGACCAAGCUGUAAUAGUUACCACCUGGAGGCGUCUGUAUCUUUUGGUGGUUAAAUCAUAACUUAUUUAUGUAAUUUUUAACAAACUUUGACAGAGUCUUCAUUUCCUAAUGAGCUGAUUAAAAAUGACCUUUUGUGUA
This is a messenger RNA of Mauremys reevesii (Reeves's turtle), 4689 nucleotides long. RefSeq names its product major facilitator superfamily domain containing 13A (gene SLC68A1). Lineage: Eukaryota; Metazoa; Chordata; Testudines; Geoemydidae. The transcript is spliced from 10 exons. The record is from RefSeq and is a predicted model, not a curated record. Bases 342 to 1925 code for a protein of 527 amino acids.